This is a messenger RNA of Striga asiatica, 540 nucleotides long. Lineage: Eukaryota; Viridiplantae; Streptophyta; Magnoliopsida; Lamiales; Orobanchaceae. The record is from the annotation of a GenBank genome assembly.
AUGGCCCCUACCCACAGUCUCCAAUUUCCAGUUUUUUCUUCCAUCGUCUCGAAUUCUUCAAUUCCACCACCAUCGGCAACGCCUCCAACCACGUCGCCGUCGACUUUCUCGCACUCCUCAAACUCCUUCACCAAUUUCGCAUCACAAAACCCUACCAAGAACUCCGCCGCCGCCUCUAAGAACAACGUCGCCUUGUACACGGUAGUGGCGCUCAUGACGUUGGCCAAGACGCUCCUCUUCAGCCUGUUCGCUUCCACCACCACGCCCACCAGCUCCUCCAUCUCCUCCUCAACCCACACUCGAUCUAAUAAUCUUGAGAGAUCCAAAUUUUUGUCUUGGCCAUUGAAGCAAGGGGGAAACGACGAGAUUCAUUUUAUAAUUAAAAAUGGGCCGAGGUCGCCGGCCGGAGGCGGCGCCCUUCCACUGGCUCUGUUCAAUUUUUCAAAGCGUGACACUGCAGUUUUGUUCGGAAACUGCCAGAGAAUUUGCGAGCAGCAAACGGAGGACGGGAAUGGUGGUAGCGACAGCCUUUUGCCGUGA